Molecule: messenger RNA, 2441 nt
Organism: Cygnus atratus (black swan)
Lineage: Eukaryota; Metazoa; Chordata; Aves; Anseriformes; Anatidae
Gene: ETS2
Product: ETS proto-oncogene 2, transcription factor
Exons: 10
Coding region: 392-1831 (479 amino acids)
Biological process (GO): cell differentiation; regulation of transcription by RNA polymerase II
Cellular component (GO): nucleus
Molecular function (GO): sequence-specific DNA binding; DNA-binding transcription factor activity, RNA polymerase II-specific
Source: RefSeq, a predicted model, not a curated record
GGGCAGGCCGGGCGGCACGGCACAGCGAAGCGCACACGGCUCCGAGCGGCGCCUCCGCCCGGCUCGGCUCGGCCCGGCAGCGCCCACGCAGCCGCCCGCCUCCCGCCCCCUUCCUCCCGCCCCCUUCCUCCUCCUCCGGGACUCUUCGCUGGGAUCGAGCCGGCGCUGCUGCCGCCGCCGCCGCCUCCUCCUCCUCCUCCUCCGCUGCUGUUGUUGUUGGCCGGCUCUGCCACAUCGAGGAUAUUUUGGCUCCCGGGGAGAGGCAGCGCGCCUUCUUUUCCUUUUUUUUUUUUUUAAAUUUAUUUUUUUUAUAUUUUAUUUUUUUUGGACUCUGCCGCCGCCGGGGAGGGGGCUAGCCGAGGAGCAGGCGAGCUCCGCGCUCGGGGGCCAGAUGAGUGAAUUUGGGAUCAGAAACAUGGAUCAAGUAGCUCCCGUGUCGACCAUGUACAGAGGAAUGCUCAAGCGUCAGCCAGCAUUUGACACCUUUGAUAGCUCAAACUCUCUCUUCGGUGGAUAUUUUUUAUCACUAAAUGAAGAUCAAACACUUCAAGAAGUGCCAACAGGAUUUGAUUCUACUUCUUAUGAGUCCAACAACUGUGAAUUGCCUCUGUUAACCCCGUGCAGUAAGGCUGUCAUGAGUCAGGCCUUGAAAGAGACUUUCAAUGGUUUCACAAAGGAACAGUGUCGGCUGGGAAUCCCAAAUAAUCCCUGGCUGUGGACUGAGCAGCAAGUUUGCCAGUGGCUUUCUUGGGCUACCAAUGAGUUUAGCUUGGCAAAUGUGAACUUCCAUCAGUUUCUUAUGAGUGGCCAAGACCUUUGUAACCUGGGCAAGGAGCGCUUCUUGGAACUGGCACCUGACUAUGUGGGUGAUAUUCUGUGGGAACACCUGGAGCAGAUGAUAAAAGACAGUCAAGAGAAGACACAGGAUCAAUAUGUGGAGAACCCUCAUCUCACCUCAGUUCCUCCCUGGGUUAACAAUAAUUCCUUAACUGUUAACAUGGAUCAGACCCCUUACGGAAUGCAAAUGCCUGGGUACCCUAAAGCCCUCAGUUAUCCCAAACCCAGUCUCCUGAGUGACGUCUGCCAGACUUCCACGGGACCAAAUCUUCUCAAUCCAGAACAAGAGUUUUCAUUGUUUCCUAAAACCCAAGUAGAUGCAGUUGGGGUCAACUACUGCGCAGUAAAUCAAGAUUUCACAAGAAGCAAUCUGAACUUGCUGAUAGAUAAUUCUGGUAAACUUAGAGAACAUGAAUCUAGCGACAGUGGUGCAGAAAGUUACGAAAGCUCAGAUUCAAUGCUGCAGUCCUGGAACAGCCAGUCAUCACUAGUGGAUUUACAGCGUGUGCCAUCCUAUGAGAGUUUUGAAGAUGACUGUAGCCAGUCCUUGUGUCUGAACAAACCUACAAUGUCUUUCAAAGACUAUAUUCAAGACAGAAGUGAUCCUGUAGAGCAAGGGAAACCAGUUAUACCAGCAGCAAUUCUAGCUGGCUUUACUGGCAGUGGACCUAUACAGCUAUGGCAAUUCCUGCUGGAGUUACUGACUGACAAAUCCUGCCAGUCCUUCAUUAGUUGGACUGGAGACGGAUGGGAAUUUAAACUCGCUGACCCAGAUGAGGUGGCACGGAGGUGGGGAAGAAGGAAAAACAAGCCAAAAAUGAACUAUGAGAAACUCAGCCGAGGGCUACGCUACUAUUAUGACAAGAACAUCAUCCACAAGACAUCAGGGAAGCGAUACGUGUACCGCUUUGUGUGCGACCUGCAGAACUUGCUGGGGUACACGGCAGAGGAGCUGCAUGCAAUGCUGGGGGUGCAGCCUGACACCGAGGACUGAGCCCAACCGCCUGGUGCCGUGCAGGUGGAGACCCAGUGUUGGGACUGUGACCAGGAGCCAUCUGCAGUCAGUUUUUCCGGCUGUUCAGAUGGGUGCAAUGGUGGUGAAAUAAGGACCUUGACUGAUUUUUGUAACCAGGGGAAGUUGGAAGGAAGUGGCCUUAUUUCAUCAGUGGCUUCAGUUGUUGCUGUGUCAUGCACUUGAGCAGCAUGGAUGUUGGCACAGAUCGCAGCUCUGUCAUGAAGACACAGAAAUGCUCUGGGCUUGAGCAUUUCAACUACCUAUACUGCCACAUAAAGUGUUUCGGCUACUUAACACUGCCAUAUGAUGGGUUGGCUUUAAAACCAAAGGUUCGAUGAGGAAACCAGUGAUGCAGCAGAACCAUUGCUCAGAUUCUCUUUUUAACUUACCGUCAUCCUUGCUUCCAUCUUAUAUCAUGCAAUUUAUUUAAAAAGUAUAUAAUUUAUUUUAAAUGAGCAGUAAGAAGAAUUGAUAUUAAUGUGUUGUUCUCAAGCACAUUUUAUUAUUAUUACUCCAGAAAUGUGCUGCAGGUACAUCAACACUCUGUGUCCAAAACCAGAUGUAGCAACUGUUUUAAAAAAAAAAAUAA